This is a messenger RNA of Anthostomella pinea, 1647 nucleotides long. NCBI's taxonomy places the organism in Eukaryota, Fungi, Ascomycota, Sordariomycetes, Xylariales, Xylariaceae. The record is from the annotation of a GenBank genome assembly.
AUGGCAUUCAACUUCAACUGGUCGCCCCUGACGGCCGACGCCGAGUUCUACAAGCGCGCGCAGGAGCUGCUAACCGACGCCCUCAAUAAGUCGCCGAAGCCGCCCAUCAUCGUCGAUGACAUCCUCGUCACCGAGUUCAACCUGGGCUCCGUGCCGCCCGAGCUGGAGAUUCUCGAGAUCGGCGACCUGGCCGAGGAUAGGUUUCGCGGCAUCUUCAAGAUGUGCUACUCCGGCGAUGCCUUCCUGACCCUGCGGACGAGAGUGCAGGCAAACCCCCUGAACACAUACCUCUCAGCCAAGCCUAGCUUCACCUCACCACAGCCGCUGGCAGCUGCUGCGGGCCUCACGAUACCACUGUCCAUCACGCUGUCAGAGAUCAAGCUAUCAGCCUUCAUCAUCUUGGUCUUCUCGAAACAGAAGGGUCUCACUCUGGUCUUCCGCAAUGAUCCGCUUGAGUCUCUCAAGGUCUCUUCGACCUUUGACUCAAUCCAGUUUGUCCGGGAUUACCUUCAAAGAACAAUUGAAGGUCAACUCAGGAAUCUGAUGAUGGAUGAGCUACCGGCCAUUAUUCACAAGCUUUCCUUGCGGCUGUGGUGUCCUGAUCAACUGCCGAGGGAAGAGGAGACGCACAAAGAGGGUGUGGAUGAUGAGACCGUCGUUGAUCCGUUUGCAAAUCUGCCAGAAGAAGCAGUCGACUCGAAUGGGCAUGUGCUUGAUGCCAACGAGCUCGCAUCCUUGUCUCUGAAUGGUGGGCCGGAAACACAAUCGUUGUUUUCUCAGAAGAACCUCCUGAAGUUGGCUGCUCUUACCGACUCUCAGCGGACAUUAUCUUUAUUCACUCCGGGAAUACAAAAUGCGAUGUUCAGGGCUUGGACCGGACCAAUGGAACGACAAGAGACAGGCACAUCUACGCCUCUUGCUGCUCCAAGUCUCAUGCGCAUGCAAUCUGUGCAGGGAAGCUCGACGACAUACACCUUUACAGACUCGAGUAGCACGGACCAAGGUGGCCUACCCUCACGGCCAUCCUUGACCAGUUUCAACACAGCUACCACUGGCAUAUCUCUCGGGGCUGGUCGACACCCGAGGAACCAGCGGAAAAAGAAAACCCGUGUGGUCAACCUUCGUCGCCCUAAGACUGGUGGCGAGGCGAGCAGCGAUUAUGGUGAUACCGAAACGUUAUCGGACGCGACAUCCGUUGCCGGUCCAAGCUCUGAGCCCAUCAUGCCCACAUCAAUCCCUGAAGAGCCGGAAGAGGCGAGACCAGCACACAUGUCUUCUUCGGGCAGAGUCCGCUUCAGUGCUGACAGCAGAGGAUUGCAAACUCGGUCACCUCUGAACAUGGACAUCUACGAAGACCCCACCAAGACAGCAACAUCUCCUAUAAGAUCCACUGAGAACGAGGAAAGCACCCUUUCAGCCCAGCAAGACAAGGCCAUGGAGGCAGCCGCCUCAUCAAAGAACCCCUUUAACUUGGAGCGACGGCGGCCAGCCGGCUCUGACACAUCAUCUGUGAUUCUGGAGCAAGCCUGGAUCAUGAAGAUGGCAGGCGAGAUCGCUCGUCGAGUAUACGACGAGAAGCAAGAAAACGGCAAGCUGUGGGAUGAGCGUGAUGAUGCGCCACCCCCGGCUUACGAAGCAACACAAUAG